Molecule: messenger RNA, 1437 nt
Organism: Anoplophora glabripennis (Asian longhorned beetle)
Lineage: Eukaryota; Metazoa; Arthropoda; Insecta; Coleoptera; Cerambycidae
Product: GRB10-interacting GYF protein 2
Exons: 8
Coding region: 1-1308 (435 amino acids)
Source: RefSeq, a predicted model, not a curated record
AUGAGCGGAAAAGAGGCAGAAAAAAAAGCGGCAGAAGAAAAGAAGAGAAAAGAAGAGGAAAGGGUGAAAAAGGAAUUAGAAAAGGCCAAGAAAGAAGCAGAAGAAAAAAGGUUAAGGGAAUUGGAAGAGAAGAGGAGAUUAAAGGAACAGAGGAAAGCAGAAGAGGAAGCAAGAAAAAAAAUUGAAGAGAACAAGAAGCUGGAAGAGGAGAAAUUAAGGAAAGAAGCAAAAGAGCUGGAAGCGAGGAAGCAAGCCGAGGAACGAAGAAUACAGCAAGAACAAAUUCGUACCGCCAAGGCAGCUCCUUGGUCUCAGUCCAGUUCAACUCUUGGUAUGAGUCUUGCCGACAUUCAGAAAUCCGAAAGAGAAAAGAGAGCUCAGGAAACAGCUUUACAAAUGCAACGUCUGCAGGAGAAGGAAACUCAACAGCAGCAACAGCAACAGCAAGAAAAACCGACAGGUAUACAGCUUAGUUGGGCAAGGAAACCUGUUGAGCCAAGGAAGGUUAAGUCUUUAGCAGAGAUUCAGGCUGAGGAACAGGAGCGAUUGGCAAAACAAGCUGCCGAAAGCCGUCUGCAGAAAGAAAAGGAAGCACCGCCAGUUAUAAAUAAUGCAAGCAGUAUUUGGAAUAGCCAGAGUUUGACAUGGGCAAGUGCGUCUGCCACUAAUUUGCAGUGGUCAUCUUUAAAUAACAGUGGGGGAUUUUGGGAUGAUUCCUCUCACAAACAAACAGCGAGUAAACCGUCCACAGUAUCUAAAAGUAAUUCUACAAAUUCAGUCAAUGCUACUCAUAAACAGCAACAGCCGGCUCAGAAGCAGCAAACUAAGAAUAAAACAAAGAAAGAAGAGUCGUCUAAGACCAAUCACAACAACAACAACAAUGCUCCAUCUUCAGAUGAAUUUACCAAUUGGUGCUAUAAGACUUUAUCUAAUAUAACAACUAGUGUAGAUAUUCCAACUUUUGUAACUUUCUUACGAGACAUAGAAUCGGCAUUAGAUGUCAGAGAGUAUUGCAAGGAGUAUUUAGGUGAGAGUACAGCAACGCAGCAGUUUGCCACUAACUUUUUAGAGAAGAGACGUUCCUUUAAACCUAAGAAUAAUGCUCAUAAAGAUGAUAUGUGUUCUCCGGCUCCUGCUAUUACCCCUUCCUUACAACACAGUACUGAAUUCCAAGAGGUCAAGGGCAAAAAUAAGAAGAACAAGAAAUCAAAAAUGUUGAAGGUGGACUCUCGAAUUUUAGGCUUUAACGUAACUUCUGCUCCGGACCGAAUCAAUGUGGGUGAUAGAGAUUAUGGUGAUAAUUCUUAAAAAUAGUUUAUAUGUACCAGAAAAAAACAACAGAUUGUUAUGAUUGUACCUAAUUAUAUUAUACAUAAUAUGAUUUUUAAGACAAUUUUUUUAGUUUACUUUGCUUAUUUAUGUGUAAUACAUUUUUGU